AUGUAUGCGCAAUCCUUAAAAGUGGCAGUGAUCGGAGCCGGCAUGGCUGGCCUACUCACCUCAUGUGAGCUCAAAAGAGAAGGCCACCGGGUCAUUGUCUUCGAGAAAAGCAUUAGCCUUGGUGGCACCUGGGUCUAUGACCCACGUGUCGAAACCGACCCUUUGGGUCUAGACCCGGCUCGCCAGAUUGUCCAUAGCAGCAUGUACCGCUCGCUCCGGGUCAACCUUCCGAGGCGGCUCAUGGGCUUCUUGGAUUACCCAUUUUCGCUGAAAGAGCGUGGGGAUCCGAGAGAGUUUCCGGGUCACGAGGAGGUGCUGCGGUACCUUGAAGAUUUUGGCCGGGAUUUCCGCUUGGUUGAGUUGAUACGGUUCAGGCACGAGGUGGUCCGAGUUGAACGAGUCAAUGAAGUGAGUCACGAAUGGGUGGUUGAGUCGAGGACUCGGGAAAGUGAGUCAGAGAUGGAGGAGGAGGUGUUUGAGGCCGUGGUGGUGUGUAAUGGUCACCACACCGAGCCAAGAAUUGCUGAGUUUCCAGGCAUGGAUAUUUGGCCAGGAAUGCAAGUACACAGUCACAACUAUCGAACUCCUGAGCCAUUUCAGAACCAAAUUGUGGUGUUAAUUGGAAAUGGACCUAGUGCACACGACAUCUUGAGAGAGAUCUCCUCUGUUGCAAAAGAAGUUCAUCAAGCCUUGCGAGCCUCGGAUGUGCAUUUUAAAAAGUUGGAAAAUCGCAAUAAUAUCUGGCAGCAUUCAGUGAUAAAAUGUGCUAAUGAAGAUGGUAAAGUAGUAUUUCAAGAUGGAUCAUUUGUUUAUGCAGAUGCCAUCAUCCAUUGUACUGGGUUCAAGUAUCAUUUCCCCUUUUUAAGAACAAAUGGAAUAGUGAGCGUGGAUGACAACUGUGUUGGACCUCUGUAUAAACAUGUUUUUCCACCAUGCUUGGCUCCUUGGCUUUCUUUUGUAGGACUUCCUUACAGGGCUGCUUCCACUUUAAUAAUUGAGUUACAGUCCCGAUGGGUGGCAAAAGUUUUAGCUGGCAAGGUGGCACUGCCAAGUGAAGAAGAGAUGGCAUCAUCUGUGGAAGAACUCUACCAGCACAUGAAGGAGAGUGGAUUGCCAAAGCACCACACUCAUCAGCUUCAGCAGAACAAGUUUGAUUACGAAAACUGGCUAGUCACUCAAUUGAGAUUACCACCCCUGGAGGAGUGGAGAGAAGAGAUGUAUUUCCAUGCGUUGAAGAAGAUUACUUCACAUGAUGAUGAUGAAUAUCGGGACACCUGGGAUGUCAUAGGUGGAUGUAAGGAUACUACAGCAUGCUAAAGGCCAGUU
Messenger RNA from Corylus avellana, 1326 nucleotides. RefSeq names its product flavin-containing monooxygenase FMO GS-OX-like 4. Lineage: Eukaryota; Viridiplantae; Streptophyta; Magnoliopsida; Fagales; Betulaceae. Gene Ontology annotation, molecular function: flavin adenine dinucleotide binding; NADP binding; N,N-dimethylaniline monooxygenase activity. The record is from RefSeq and is a predicted model, not a curated record.